Pangasianodon hypophthalmus (striped catfish) is the source of this 4154-nucleotide messenger RNA. RefSeq names its product procollagen-lysine, 2-oxoglutarate 5-dioxygenase 3 (gene plod3). Gene Ontology annotation, biological process: peptidyl-lysine hydroxylation. Gene Ontology annotation, molecular function: L-ascorbic acid binding; procollagen glucosyltransferase activity; procollagen-lysine 5-dioxygenase activity. Gene Ontology annotation, cellular component: endoplasmic reticulum. The transcript is spliced from 22 exons. The record is from RefSeq and is a predicted model, not a curated record. NCBI's taxonomy places the organism in Eukaryota, Metazoa, Chordata, Actinopteri, Siluriformes, Pangasiidae. Bases 344 to 2548 code for a protein of 734 amino acids.
CCGGGGCUCUGUCGGCGCUCGCGAACUUUCUGUAGCUCGGGGACAGGGAAUUUUUGGAAGGAAAAAGUAAACCCCAUCUGUCCGACUCUGAUUGGCUGAGGUUUCGACAAUCCCACGUCUCUGUGCUGUGAUUGGCUUUAGGCCCGGAAGUAGGGCGUGUCCUUUUGCGCUCUCUUUCUCUCUCUGUCUGUGUAUUUUUCUCCAACACUUCCGUAGGAGUUUAAUCUUCUUUUUCGUCGAACAGCGAGAACCGAACUGAACCGAACUGGACCGCGCGUGAAGCCUCAGUGUGCGCGUGAGUGUGUUGGUCUCUGUGUGUGUGUGUGUGUGUGUGAGAGAGAAGAUGGAGGUCCGGUUCCUCCCGGUGUUCAUCUUUCUGCUGCUGCAGUCGGUGACGGAGGGAGCUCGAGCUAAAACAGAUGAUCUGUUGGUGAUCACAGCUGCAACUGAAGAAACAGACGGCUUUAAGAGAUUUAUGAGAACGGCACGAGAAUUCAACUACACUGUGAAGGUGCUGGGUCUGGGUGAAGAAUGGAGAGGAGGUGAUGUUGCUAAAACUGUUGGAGGAGGACAGAAGGUUCGCUGGCUGAAGAAGGAAAUGCAGAAAUACAAAGAUAAACAGGACAUGGUCAUCCUCUUUGUGGACAGUUAUGAUGUCAUCCUGGCGUCUGGUCCUGACGAGCUGCUGAUGAAGUUUUCUCGUUUUAACCAUCGUGUUGUUUUCUCUGCUGAGGGAUUCUGCUGGCCUGAUCAGCGUCUUGCUUCCAAAUAUCCUGCAGUACACACCGGCAAACGCUACCUCAACUCCGGAGGUUUUAUUGGUUAUGCUCCAGCGAUCUACGCUAUAGUUCAGCAGUGGAAACACAGAGAUAACGAUGAUGACCAGCUCUACUACACACGCAUCUACCUGGACAAGGAGCAGAGGGUGCGUGUGCAUACGAAGUUUAACAUGACAUUGGAUCAUAAGUCACGGAUUUUCCAGAAUCUUAACGGUGCCAUUGAGGAAGUCGUUUUGAAGUUUGAGAAAUCUCGAGUUAGAGCUCGAAAUGUCGCUUAUGACACCCUUCCUGUUGUUAUCCAUGGCAACGGCCCGACUAAGCUCCAGUUGAAUUAUCUGGGUAAUUACGUGCCGACAGCGUGGACGUAUGAGCGAGGAUGUGGUGUGUGUGAUGAUGACCUGCUGUACUUUAAUGACGUGCCGGAUGAAGAGAUGCCACAGGUUCUCAUUGCUGUGUUUAUCGAACAGCCGACGCCAUUUAUUGAGGAAUUUCUGGAGCGGUUGACAACAAUGAACUACCCACACACACGCCUAAGACUGUUCAUACACAAUAACGUGGUGUAUCAUGAGCAGCAUGUGCAGCGGUUCUGGAAUCAACAUCGUUCUCUGUUCCCUAACGCUCGUAUUGUUGGACCUGAAGAGAACCUACAGCACGACCAGGCCAGAACCAUGGCAGUGGAGGUGUGUAAGAGUGAUCCUGCCUGUGAUUACUACUUCAGCAUUGACAGUGAUGUGGCUUUGAUCAACCCAGACAUUCUGCGCAUCCUCAUCGAAGAGAACAAGCCCGUUAUUGCCCCGAUGCUGUCUCGUCAUGGUAAACUCUGGUCUAAUUUUUGGGGAGCUCUGAGUCCUGAAGGUUUUUAUUCCCGCUCUGAAGAUUACAUCGACAUCGUACAGGGAAAAAGAGUUGGAGUGUGGAAUGUUCCGUAUAUAACUCAGGUAUAUUUGAUACGCGGUGAAGUUCUUCGUACUCGUCUUUCCCACGUGUCUCUCUACCAGGAGGAUGGUUUGGACCCAGACAUGGUGUUCUGCAGAGCAGUUCGGGACCAGGGUGUGUUUAUGUUCGUGUCCAAUAGGGAUGAGUUCGGCCGAUUGAUCUCCACCAGCAACUACAACAUCAGCAGACUGCAUCCAGAUAUGUGGCAGAUAUUUGACAACCCCAUGGACUGGAAGGAGAAGUACGUUCAUGAGGAUUACUCUCAGAUCUUUGAGGAUGGCGUGGAUGUGGUGGAACAGCCGUGUCCAGAUGUUUACUGGUUUCCUGCAUUUUCAGACAAGAUGUGUGACGAUCUCAUCGAGACCAUGGAGCACUUCGGCCAGUGGUCCGGGGGCGGACAUGAGGAUGAGAGGUUAUCAGGUGGAUAUGAAAACGUUCCCACUGUUGAUAUUCACAUGAAUCAGAUUCAGUUUGAGAAAGAAUGGCUCAAAUUCCUGAAGGAUUACAUCGUUCCUGUAACUGAGAAACUUUACCCAGGAUAUUAUGCAAAGGCUAAAGCUGUGAUGAAUUUUGUGGUUCGUUAUCGUCCUGAUGAACAACCUUCACUCCGCCCACAUCACGACUCAUCAACUUUCACCAUCAACAUUGCCCUGAACAGCAAGGGGAAAGACUACGAGGGAGGGGGCUGCAGGUUCCUGCGUUAUGACUGCAGAAUUGAAGCUCCGAGAAAAGGCUGGUCUUUAAUGCACCCGGGACGUUUAACACACUACCACGAGGGUCUGCCUACAACCAAGGGCACUCGAUAUAUCAUGGUCUCAUUUGUAGAUCCCUAACAGUCUGUGUGUGUGUGUGUGUGUGUGUGUGUGUGUGUGUGUGUGUGUGUUCACUGUGAUUAAACACUUAUCAAAACAGAGGUGUCUCUCCUGGUAUACUGAGGCUGUGUCUGUGUUUGCCUUGAAAACUCAAUGGCAAUAAUUUUAUAAAACCUUAUAUUGAGUACAAAAUGAAAAAUUUCUUUUUUUAAUUUUAAUGCAACAUUUUUACCUCUUGUGGCCUUUUAUUUUAUACAAAGCCAAAUAAAGUUUUUCAACUGUUGAAUAGUUUUGUGUAAAACAGUUUGCUAUCAACUUUGUACAAAGUGCUUUAAAUUAUUUGAUUAUGUACAUGAUAAAUAAAAGCUGAGUAGAGUAAAGUGAGUUUUCCAUGUUUGUUUUAACAAAGAGAAACACGCAUCCUUCACACAAUAGCAGCUCAGUUCAUGUGCCAUGUUAAUGCCUCACUGUGACAAUAUCAUAACCUGCUGCGUUAAAAAAUCUCUUCAGCAGAGCGUCUGUUGAAGUGAGGCUCUGGUCCUCUGUUGGUGAAGGGAGUGAUUGUUCAGUCUUAUUGUUCCCUCUGGCUUGAUUUUAACACCUCCAUGUCAUUAAUUGAAGCGGUUCUCAUGAGCUCCAGUCUGAGCUUUAUGAACAAUUCUUUGCUGGUUCUCUAAGCAAGAUGAUUAUACACCAAUGCCCAGCUUAAACAUGCAAAUAUAAAUGUAAAUACAGUGUGUGAGGAGUAUUAUGAGAGUGAGGAGUGUAUAGCGAGUGGGUACAGUGUGUGUAGCACGUAGUGUGCAUGUGUAGUGUGCAAUUAGAGGUUUUAUUUGUUUAUGGUUGGAGCUCUUUCUGCUCUGUUCUUCUGGACUUUGGAGCCAUAAACAGGUGAAUAAUUAAUGCAGUGCUGUGUCAGUCAGCAGAAUUCACAGUGUGUGUGUGUGUGUGUGUUUGAUUCGUGAGUGUUGAGCAGGAUGGUCAGUUGGUAUUGAUCAGUCAUCAAGCAUCAGCAGUGACUGUAUGAAUGUAAUGGAAGAAAUAAAGUCUGCUCCUCCUCAGUCUCCACCCACAACUCCAUCUUCAAAAGCACCAGCAUCUCCAAACCAGGCCAUGGGUUUGGGAAGUCCUGAGUUACUAAAGGAGUUGAAGCAGCCACACACACUGAAACCUGUUCACACACACACUGGUCUCACUACGGUGUUCUGUGGCCGUGGACGAAUUAAUGCUGCACCAGCCAACCAAUCACAGACUCCGCCUCCAUCUGACUCCACCAAUCCGCACACAGCAAAGGGGCACCGACUGUCCAGUGGCACACAGAAUUAAGGCUGUCAUUGUUCUGCCCCUCUCCUGUCUGGAAUUUGUAACAUGGGCGUGUCCUGUUGAGUAUAUUUAGAGAUGGCACUGAGCACUGCAUUCUGCAGACCUCAAUCAUCGUAACACAACUGUAUUAUGUGUGUGUGUUCUCACUAUAGUGUAGUAACAGCUGUGUAUGUGUAUGUUAUGUAUGAUGUGUUCCCUUAGCAAGAUGUAGUGUGUGUGUGUGUACAUAGCUUUCGUUAGGCUAAUGUGCGUAGAUGAAUGUGUGCUCUGCUGUUAUUGUUCAAAUAAAAUCUCAUAAACUACA